AUGUUGGAAAAUCCCAACUCGUGUCCAGAACAAUUACGUCAACAUAUGAUCGAACGAUUUCUAAAGUCUUAUUGUCAUUACGUGAGAAUUUGUUCGACAAAUUUGGAUAAAGAUGGUCGGCCAAUGCAGGAUCCAUUUAAUGAUCAACGCGGACGAUUUCAAUACGCAUCAAUAUUGAAACGAUUGGAGCAAUUAAAAAGCAAAAUAGAAAUUGAAAGUUCGAAUCAACGAUCAGAUGAUUCACCGGCUAAUGCUCGAAUACGAGAAAUCAUGAACAGCACUUCGGCAUUGUAUUCCAAUAUUCCAUCAACUCAGAAUGAAAGUUUGGAUGAUAUAUUUAAUGAAGAUGAAGAUACAAAUAUGGAAUAUUCAUAA
This is a messenger RNA of Adineta ricciae, 375 nucleotides long. The record is from the annotation of a GenBank genome assembly. Lineage: Eukaryota; Metazoa; Rotifera; Eurotatoria; Adinetida; Adinetidae.